Medioppia subpectinata is the source of this 396-nucleotide messenger RNA. NCBI's taxonomy places the organism in Eukaryota, Metazoa, Arthropoda, Arachnida, Sarcoptiformes, Oppiidae. The record is from the annotation of a GenBank genome assembly.
AUGUACAACCUAAAUGCUGAACAAAACAUAUUGUUUGUGACAACUGAUGAUCGGGUCUAUGGGUUGGGCAGUAAUAGUGAGGGAGUGUUGGGUUUGGGACACAACCGACCCAUACAUACACCCGAAGAAGUGCCACAAUUAAGGCAUCAAAAUAUACACAAUGAUCAUCGGAUAUACGUCUGGGAAACCAAUUGUGACAUAAAUAACAUAGAAAUGUAUUAUACAUUGGAAAUGUUAGGAUCGGGUGGAUUUGGUAAAGUUUGACUAAAAAAUACAAACAAAAUGUUUUGACUGAAGCGACAAAAUUGUUAGAAUUGCGCUCACAUUAUGUCAUUCAGUACUAUUAUUCGUGGAUUGAGAAUAACUGUCUCUACAUUCUUAUGGAUUGUUUGGCCG